UGGUUGAUAAAAGUCGAAAGCACUUUUGUUUUACUUUUGGUGUCCCACAUGGUUGCGGUUGCUGUUCUUGAAAUGUGUUUUCAAAAUCAUGAAUAAAUGUUUCAUGUGUUUCGAAAAAUCCUAUCAACAGUAAUAACUUUGCCUCCUUUUUUGGGAGUAAAUUUCCUAUUUUUAGAAAUUUACCUGAUUCUUUUUGUAUUUUCUUAAUUUUUGUGCUGCUGAAUUUUAUUCCUGAUUGGACAUUGAUGAUAGGUUUUCUUUUUCGGUACAGGGUGAGAGAUACAUGUCCCAUCAUUUGUUGUGGUCUGUAAAGAAUCGUUUUGGAUCCACCGAUGAGUUUGGGGUAUUUGAAAUGUCCCAGUCUGGUCUUCAAGCUGCUUCAAAUCCAAGUGAGAUCUUCUUAAGUGAGAAAAAUUGUAAUUCAGAAGUUUUAGCAGGCUUAGCCAUCUCUGUUAUUAUUGAUGGAUCUCGGAUCUUUCUCCUGGAGGUGCAGGCCAUUUUUUUGAAUGUUGUUAGCGGUAUGAAGUUGACAGAGACAGCUGGGGAUCUUGCAAUUGCAGCUGCUAUUUGCAGUGGCUUUUUGGAGUUUCUAAUACCUAAGAAUGUAGGUUUUAUCGGAGAAGUGGAGAAGUUGGUCUUGGUGGCGAGCUUCGAACGGGUUGCAAGAAUGGAUAAGAGGCUUAACGAACUUAUUAAAUUGCGCAAUUUAAGAAGUGCGUUAUUCCAAAAGUGGCAGAGAAGUCGUUCAAAGCCAUUGACAAAGUGCGUUAUUCCAAAAGUGGCAGAGAAGUCGUUCAAAGCCAUUGACACAAGCGGGAUAACCACAGUGACUUGUAGCAAUCUGAAAGAGGUUCUGAACAAAGUAUUUCGGACAGAUUAA
This is a messenger RNA of Nymphaea colorata (pocket water lily), 880 nucleotides long. RefSeq lists its product as uncharacterized. The record is from RefSeq and is a predicted model, not a curated record. Lineage: Eukaryota; Viridiplantae; Streptophyta; Magnoliopsida; Nymphaeales; Nymphaeaceae. The coding region runs from base 284 to 880 and encodes 198 amino acids. Gene Ontology annotation, biological process: recombinational repair. The transcript is spliced from 5 exons.